Molecule: messenger RNA, 693 nt
Organism: Anoplophora glabripennis (Asian longhorned beetle)
Lineage: Eukaryota; Metazoa; Arthropoda; Insecta; Coleoptera; Cerambycidae
Exons: 2
Coding region: 1-693 (230 amino acids)
Molecular function (GO): nucleic acid binding
Source: RefSeq, a predicted model, not a curated record
AUGGCGAACGGUAAUUCGGCAGAAGCAAGGCGGUUGUAUCAAGAAAGACAUCGUGAUCGCCAAGUACCACAUCAUAACUUGUUUCAACUCAUUCACCAACGACUAUGGGAAAAUGUCAUGUCUCAGUUUGGAGCCGAAGUUAUGUUUACCGAUGAAGCAUCUUUCUCGAGAGAUGAAGGCAAUCAUCAGCAACAAUUUUCCGUGAAUGUUUGGGCUGGCAUCGUCGGUGAUCAUUUGAUAGGCCCACAUUUUUUACCGAACAGAUUAAACGGUGCAGAUUAUCGACAAUUUCUAGAAGAAGUACUGCCGGAACUGCUGGAAGAUGUACCGCUUCAAGUAAGAGAAAACAUGUACUUUAUGCAUGAUGGAGCUCCGGCCCACUUUAGUUUGGUUGCUCGCCAAUACUUGGACGACGAAUACCAAGACCGUUGGAUCGGUCGAGGAGGUCCCCACCCUUGGCCCCCGCGAUCUCCCGAACUUAAUUGUUUAGAUUUUUUCUUUUGGGGCCAUCUCAAAACCCUAGUCUACGCUACUCCAGUUGAAAAUGUUGAUCAAUUAAGAGAACGCAUUGUUGCAUCUUGCGACAUAAUUCGGAACACUCCGGAAAUUUUCUUGCGUGUUAGACAGUCAAUGCGUCGAAGAAUUGCUGCGUGCAUUGAAGCUAACGGAGGACAUUUCCAACAUUUAAUUUAA